AUGACAAAUGCACUAUGCAAAGGAGGAGUUUUGUACUACGGAGGUUGGCGUUCUCCAGACGAUAAAUCUGUAGUAGUGAGCUUCAACGUUAGGUCUGAAGAGUUUGAACUUCUUGAUCUGCCUGAGGGAGUGAAAAUCAAUUUUCACCCUUUUUCUGAAAUGGUGUACUACAAAGGGGAAAUUGCUUUGUACUCCAAUGUGACUUUUGAUGGAGACGUUCAGGUGUGGAUUUGGAAGGAAAGUGAAAGAGAAUGGCGUGAAGAACGCGUUGAGAUUCCUAGAGAGAUUGCUGGUGGUAGGAAGUUUUCAUUCAAAGGUGCAAUUGGCACAGGAGAGCUUGUUUUCAAACUAUGGAGGUUGGUUAAUGGAUCACAUGUUUUCUUGUAUUACAAUCCAGUCACAAAAAUUCUCAGAGAGUCUAAGAUCGAAGGAGUGGCUGGAACGGAACAUUACUAUGUUGAAACCUUUUUGGAUCAUGUUGAUAGUUUUUUGCUUCCGUAA
This is a messenger RNA of Microthlaspi erraticum, 501 nucleotides long. NCBI's taxonomy places the organism in Eukaryota, Viridiplantae, Streptophyta, Magnoliopsida, Brassicales, Brassicaceae. The record is from the annotation of a GenBank genome assembly.